Messenger RNA from Penicillium brevicompactum, 1704 nucleotides. RefSeq lists its product as uncharacterized. Gene Ontology annotation, cellular component: RNA polymerase I core factor complex. The transcript has a single exon. Gene Ontology annotation, biological process: nucleolar large rRNA transcription by RNA polymerase I. The record is from RefSeq and is a predicted model, not a curated record. Bases 1 to 1704 code for a protein of 567 amino acids. Gene Ontology annotation, molecular function: TBP-class protein binding; RNA polymerase I core promoter sequence-specific DNA binding. Lineage: Eukaryota; Fungi; Ascomycota; Eurotiomycetes; Eurotiales; Aspergillaceae.
AUGGGGGUUGGUGAUUAUAUCCAUUCCAAAGAGGGUGGACUGCCGCGCGGAGCCGACAAAAAUGUGCGUUCACGACACCAGCGUGCUGAAUCGGCCAGACCAGAAGUGGCCCCGGCGCAAUUGACCGGUCUAGGCGCCGCGGCUGCCAAUGGCGCUGGAGGUCCAGCUUUUCAAAUGUCCCAAUUCCCAAGUCAACCCCGUAGCCUUUCUACGCAACCUGUGCAAGGGCCGCAGCCUACACAUGGCCAGUGGGACAGGGGUGUUUUUGAUACCGACGUGGAAGAGAUUGAUGAUUCCACUGUGGCAGGAACCAGUGUUUACGGGGUGGAUGAAAACAAGUCCCAGGCAGCAUUGAAUACAAAUGCAGCUUACUCGAAUGCUGAUCCGCAGCCCUUGUACCAGCCGCGACCCGCACGGCAGACUUGGGGAGCCAACUGGAAUGAUCAUCUGGGUAACCAAGCCACGAAAAAGACGGGGUUCGAUUCUGAUGAGCUCGAGGACUUCGGAAGCCAAAUCACCUCGUCGAUUGAAGGGGCUGGCGGUGAUGAUGAAAAGACCGACGAGGCAGCGGGUUGGUCACACAAGCCGCGUGCGGCAGAGGAGCCACUAAGCAAACGCCUGGAGAAGUUCUGGAAUAACACCAGGAAACGAACAUCUUCUCCCCAGCCCGUCAAUAUAAGCCCUGAUCCGGAGUCUCAAGGCGAGACCCAACCCAAGGCGAAGCCACGGAAGCUGGGCCAGAUGCUCACUGCCGGGCCCAGGAAGGUCAUGCUACCCCAAAACCCAUCAUCAACGCCUAGGACACGUUUCAGUCCCCCCAAACCCUCACUUCUCGAGCAACUCGACAAGAGACUUGAGACAUCGCCCACACGCCAGAACUCCCAACCUCCACCAGACCUCGCUCCGUCACCCAGUAUCUCGUACUUCCAGGACCACAUCGGUAGCGACGGUGGCAGUGACGACGGCAUGGAACCUACUAUUCGCGCAAGUGACAGACGAGUAGUCAGUCACUCGACCAAUGCCUUCGACAUGACCAGUCUAACCGACUUGGACGUCGACGAAACAAUCAAUGAUCCUUUCUUCGCGCAUAAUUUACACGAGUCCCACGAAAUUUCUGAACAACAUGAACAACAUGAACAACAUGAACAACAUGAACAACAUGAACAACAUGAAACAUCAGAACUACAAGAACCCCACGAGCCACACGAGCCUCCAACCCGAACUCGCCGCAACACUAUUAUACACAACAAAAAGCGACCGCUGGAGGCAGACUACCCCCCAGAGAUUCUCUAUCAAAAAUCAUUCUCAGACCUCCAAGCCGAGCCCUUUGAUAAGGCACCUACUCCUCCCCCGAUCAAAUCACCUCCUCUGCCACCCAAACCAGCGUUCAUUCCAGAGGACCACGAGCCCAAAAACGCCGUCUCGGACCUCUUGGCUCUCACUGAUCCAGAACGCCGAAAUUAUCUUUCCCACAUGACCAUGGAUGAAUGGGAGGACUGCGGGGACCAAAUGAUCGAUCGAUUCACUCACCUACUCUCAGAAAUGAAGAAUCUGAGACGUGCCCGCCGCCACACAGCCGCUGUAUUCGAAGGCGAAGUCAGACGUCGCCAUGACCAAGUCGAAGCUCAGGAUUCGGAACUGACGAACAAAUUGACCGAGAUGAGAAGUGGUGGUGCGGAGGUUCUGCGCGGUCGUUAUCCUUGA